UGGCGCUUCUUCCAUAGGCGGAGUGGUAGUGUGUAGAGAAGAGAGUACUGCGGCAGCCAACAGAGCCGCGGAGGGAGAUCAAAUCCUAAAAAACCGGAGAAGUGUGGCUUCUGAGUUUCACCGGUCUUUUACCGCAACUAUCAGAGAGCAAGAGAAGGACCCGCAUCCUCGCGUGAUGCUCUGCUUGAGACCGCAACAUUUCAUUUGAAAGACGUUUAGGUGGAGGGGGAAAAGACAGUAAUCUUUUUUGGAGGCAAUACCAUUUUGAUAUAAUUCCACCUGAGGGGCUGACACCUCUCAAGCUUUGCAUCACCUGAGGAGAGAAGCCUGACUGCGCCAACAUGGGGUAUGGGCGGUCGGACAGUUACCGCGUUGCUACCACGCAGGAUAAAGAUGGCAAAUCUUCUCCCAGCAAGAAGAACAAGAAGGGGAAGGACAUGGAUGAACUCAAGAAAGAAGUACCGAUUACGGAACACAAGAUGUCCAUAGAGGAGUGCUGCAGGAAGUUCAACACCGACAUUGUCCAGGGUCUGACCAACGCCAAGGCGGCAGAGUUUCUGAUCAGGGACGGUCCCAAUUGCCUCACCCCUCCCCCGACCACCCCCGAGUGGAUCAAGUUCUGUCGCCAGCUAUUCGGUGGCUUCUCCAUCCUGCUGUGGACCGGCGCCAUCCUUUGUUUCCUGGCCUACGCCAUCCAGGCCGCCACCGAGGACGAGCCGGCAGGAGACAAUUUGUACCUGGGUAUCGUGCUCUCUGUUGUCGUCGUGGUCACCGGAUGCUUCUCCUACUUCCAGGAGGCCAAGAGCUCCAAAAUCAUGGAGUCCUUCAAGAACAUGGUGCCCCAGCAAGCGCUGGUGAUCCGUGAGGGCGAGAAGAUGACGAUCAACGCUGAGGAGGUGGUGGCAGGAGACCUGGUGGAGGUGAAGGGAGGAGACAGGAUCCCUGCCGACCUCAGAGUCGUCUCUGCUCAUGGCUGCAAGGUGGAUAACUCCUCCUUGACUGGCGAAUCAGAACCCCAGAGCAGGUCACCUGACUGUACCCAUGACAACCCCCUGGAGACCCGCAAUGUCGCUUUCUUCUCUACCAACUGCGUUGAAGGUACGGCGCGUGGCAUCGUGGUGUGUACCGGCGACCGUACCGUCAUGGGCCGUAUUGCCACUCUCACCUCCGGUCUGGAGUCGGGCAAGACCCCCAUCGCCAAGGAGAUCGAGCACUUCAUCCACCUGAUCACAGGCGUGGCUGUGUUCCUGGGCAUCACCUUCUUCAUCCUGGCCGUCUGCCUGGGAUACACCUGGCUGGAGGCUGUCAUCUUCCUCAUCGGCAUCAUUGUGGCCAAUGUCCCAGAGGGCUUACUGGCUACUGUCACUGUGUGUCUGACUCUGACUGCCAAGCGUAUGGCUAAGAAGAACUGCCUGGUCAAGAAUCUGGAAGCUGUGGAGACCCUAGGCUCCACCUCCACCAUCUGCUCCGACAAGACUGGCACACUGACCCAGAACAGGAUGACUGUGGCCCACAUGUGGUUCGACAACCAGAUCCACGAGGCUGACACCACAGAGGACCAGUCUGGUGCCUCCUUUGACAAGACCUCAGCCUCAUGGGCUGCCUUGGCUCGCGUCGCAGCUCUCUGCAACCGCGCCGUGUUCAAAGCCGGCCAGGACCAACUGCCCAUCCUGAAGAGGGACACCGCUGGUGAUGCCUCCGAGUCUGCCCUGCUCAAGUGUAUCGAGCUGUCCUGUGGCUCUGUCAAACAAAUAAGGGAGAAGAACAAGAAGGUGGCCGAGAUCCCGUUCAACUCCACCAACAAGUACCAGCUCUCAGUUCACGAGACAGAGGAUCCCAAUGACAACCGCUACCUGCUGGUGAUGAAGGGAGCCCCAGAGAGGAUCCUGGACCGCUGCACCACCAUCAUCAUCCAGGGCAAGGAGCAGCCCAUGGACGAGGAGAUGAAGGAAUCCUUCCAGAACGCCUACAUGGAGCUUGGAGGACUGGGAGAGAGAGUACUCGGUUUCUGCCACCUGCUAAUGCCAGAGGACCAGUACCCCAAGGGCUUUGCCUUCGACUGUGAUGACGUUAACUUCACCACAGAGGGCCUGUGCUUCGUGGGCCUCAUGUCCAUGAUUGACCCUCCCCGUGCCGCUGUGCCCGACGCUGUGGGCAAAUGCCGUUCGGCUGGCAUCAAAGUCAUCAUGGUGACAGGUGAUCAUCCAAUCACUGCCAAGGCCAUCGCUAAGGGCGUGGGCAUCAUCUCCGAGGGAAACGAGACAGUGGAGGACAUCGCCUCUCGCCUCAAUAUCCCUGUCAGCCAGGUCAACCCAAGGGAUGCCAAGGCUUGUGUGAUCCAUGGUACAGACCUGAAGGAAUUGUCUCAGGAUCAGAUGGACGACAUCCUUAGAAACCACACUGAGAUUGUGUUUGCCAGGACCUCCCCCCAGCAGAAACUCAUCAUCGUAGAGGGCUGCCAGCGACUGGGUGCCAUUGUGGCUGUGACAGGUGACGGUGUAAAUGACUCUCCUGCCCUGAAGAAGGCUGACAUCGGCGUUGCCAUGGGAAUCUCCGGCUCUGACGUAUCCAAGCAGGCCGCUGACAUGAUCCUGCUGGACGACAACUUUGCCUCCAUCGUCACCGGAGUGGAAGAGGGUCGUCUGAUCUUUGAUAACCUGAAGAAGUCCAUUGCCUACACCCUGACCAGUAACAUCCCUGAGAUCACACCCUUCCUCCUCUUCAUCAUCGUCAACAUCCCCCUACCACUGGGAACCAUCACCAUCCUCUGUAUCGACCUGGGAACUGACAUGGUGCCCGCCAUCUCCCUGGCCUAUGAGGCAGCCGAGAGUGACAUCAUGAAGCGUCAGCCCAGGAACCCCACUAGAGACAAGCUGGUGAACGAGAGGCUCAUCAGCAUCGCCUACGGACAAAUCGGUAUGAUCCAGGCUCUGGGAGGUUUCUUCUCCUACUUUGUGAUCUUGGCUGAGAAUGGCUUCCUACCCUCAAUUCUUGUGGGUAUCAGGCUCAACUGGGACGACCGCGCUUGCAACGACCUGGAAGACAGCUAUGGCCAGCAAUGGACAUAUGAACAGAGGAAGAUCGUGGAGUUCACGUGUCACACGGCCUUCUUCGUCAGUAUCGUGGUGGUACAGUGGGCUGAUGUCAUUGUCUGCAAGACCAGGCGUAACUCUGUCUUCCAGCAGGGCAUGAAGAACAAGAUCCUGAUCUUUGGCCUGUUUGAGGAGACAGCUCUGGCUGCCUUCCUAUCCUACACCCCAGGCAUGGACGUGGCACUCAGGAUGUUCCCCCUAAAGCCCAGCUGGUGGUUCUGUGCGGUCCCCUACAGUGUCCUCAUUUUUGUGUAUGAUGAGAUCCGAAAACUGCUCAUCCGUAGGAACCCAGGAGGUUGGGUGGAAAGGGAGACAUACUAUUGAGCGAUGGAAACCGUCUUUACUCAUACCCCUACAUUUUCCAUUUGUUUCUCCCCCCCUUCAUUCCAUCUCUGGCAAGACACGUCUUCAGAUGCCCCACCCCGUAAAAGACAACGACCGCUUCAAAGCAAUUUUCAUCACAACUGCCCCAAAGAUUAAAAACAGCAAAGCACCUUUACGACUUUCUACAUCAACCCCCCCCCCCUCCUCCUCCUCUCCAUCUCCUAUGAUACUCUUUGCAUGUGUUCUCUCACUGCUGUGUACAUAAACCAAUAUAUCUACCAAACGGCAGCUGCAUAUUGUGUAUGUAGAUUUGAAUGAGCUAUGAUCGUAAAGGGAGUGUCGACGCUCGGCAAAAAAAGGGCCAUACCACUCCCCCCCCCCCCUAAACCUCUGUUCCUCCCUCUCUUCCUCCUCCUGCGACCCUUUGCUUUGUCCUCCGGUCACACACAGACAUACAGAUCACGAGCGAGAUCCCACAGCUGACACCAAUCGAGCCGUCCCCUCUCCUUUCUCCAGGAGGAAGAGCGGAUGUCUUUCUCACUCCGACGAUUUCCUUUUUCUUCAACAGUGUUGUUGUUGUUUUUUUAUAAUAUGGGGUGGGGGUUCAAUGGUUUUACUUGUUUUUUUAUUUAUAUAAAGGGAGGGGAGUGUGUGAGAGCUGCUUUCCCUCAUUUAGGCAUAACAAAGCACACCCCGCCAUGGCGUCCCCGGUCCCCCUUUCUGUCUCUCACACCCUCCUCUCCCCUCUACUCCCUGUUUGUCUACGUUUGUGUGCACUGUGUGAACCAUUGUCCUUGUUAAAUACUACAGUACACAACCCAGUUGGAAAAUACAACUCAAUCUUUCUGUGUGUUCUAGGAAAACUAUAUAAUUCUAUACCGAUUUAAAGAAAUAAAAAAUGAUAUGUUGAAAAUAAAACACCUCAAGAUAUACAUUCAAUGAAAAAGAACAUCGGCGACAUUGUAGAGCGUGUUAUAUGGGAAAAGGAGGAAAGAUCACUCUGUUUCCUGUCUUUGUUUGGUUUCCAAUCUUUUUUCCCGCCGGGUUUUCAGAAAGCCGAUGCAAAAAUGUAACAGCGACAAGGUUGUGUUUUAUUAUGAAAACGUGCGAGACAGAUACUAUGGCGUCCAUAUUCCUGCCACCACUUCUGACGUGCCGGUGCAAUGUGGCGUGAUUAUUUGGUGUGAGAUGAUGAGCCCAUGUUCCUGGAGUCCGGUCCAGUCGAGGUGACACAGUCCAGGUAUUGAGUUCCGUGUGAAGGUCUGCAUUGGAGACCAGCAGAGGAACAGCCAUUUCAGGCUGGGUCUUACUCAGAGGGCUGUAGGGGGUUGAGACCACAGAGGAAGUUAAAAAAAACAGUCGUAGAACAUGUGUGUGAAAGGAAACGAAACCAACACCAAUAAAACAUCUAGAACAUUUAAUACAACCAA
This is a messenger RNA of Oncorhynchus gorbuscha (pink salmon), 4846 nucleotides long. RefSeq names its product sodium/potassium-transporting ATPase subunit alpha-3-like. The transcript has 22 exons. Gene Ontology annotation, molecular function: ATP binding; ATP hydrolysis activity; P-type sodium:potassium-exchanging transporter activity. The record is from RefSeq and is a predicted model, not a curated record. Gene Ontology annotation, cellular component: membrane. Lineage: Eukaryota; Metazoa; Chordata; Actinopteri; Salmoniformes; Salmonidae. The coding region runs from base 342 to 3416 and encodes 1024 amino acids. Gene Ontology annotation, biological process: intracellular potassium ion homeostasis; sodium ion export across plasma membrane; intracellular sodium ion homeostasis.